Messenger RNA from Dictyostelium discoideum AX4, 2055 nucleotides. RefSeq lists its product as hypothetical. The coding region runs from base 1 to 2055 and encodes 684 amino acids. NCBI's taxonomy places the organism in Eukaryota, Evosea, Eumycetozoa, Dictyosteliales, Dictyosteliaceae. The transcript has 2 exons. The record is from RefSeq and is a predicted model, not a curated record.
AUGUUUAAAUUAAGUGAUCCUUUUGAUUAUGAAAAUGAUUAUAGUUACUCUCAAAUAAAUCCAAUUUCAUUUUGGGAUGAAGUUGCAAAAAAAUUUGUUCACUGGGAUAAAAUAUAUGAUAAAGUUUAUAGUGGUGAUGAAAUAUAUCCAGAUUGGUUCCAAGGUGGUGAAUUAAAUACAUGUUAUAAUGUUUUAGAUAAACAAGUUAAAAAUCCAUUAAAAAGGGAUAAAGAUGCAUUAAUUUAUGAAUGUCUAUAUUUAAAGAAAACUGUAAAAUUAACAUACUAUCAAUUAUAUGAAAAAGUAUGUGAAUUUUCAAGAGUACUUUUAAAUAUAAAUAUUUCCAAAAAUGAUAACGUUUUAAUUUAUAUGGCAAAUACUCUAGAACCAUUAAUUGCAAUGUUAUCAUGUGCUCGUAUUGGCGCAACUUUUACAGUUUUAUUCGAAGGUUAUCCAGUUAAAAGUUUAAUCGAUAGAAUUGAAACAAUAACCCCAACAUUAAUAAUUACAUCAAAUUAUGGUAUAUUAAAUGAUGAAUUAAUAACAUUUACACCAAAUUUAAAAGAAGCAAUUCAACAAUCAGCUUUUAAACCAAAUCAUAUUAUCACUCAUUUUAGAAAUGAUUAUGAAGACAUUGAAUUUAAAAAUAUUAUAGGAACUAUGACAAUCAUACCAAAUACAUUAGAUUGGGAUAAAGAAAUUCAAAAAAUAAAAUAUAAUAAUCAAUCACCAUUUUACGAAUAUGUACCUGUAGAAUCAAGUCAUCCAUUAAGUAUUCAUUUUACAAGUGGUACAACUGGUAAUGCUAAAGCGGUUGUAAGAGGUAAUGGUAGUAAUUUAGUUGGAUUAGUUUAUAAUUGGUAUAGCAGUAUGUCUUCUAAAAAAUAUGAUGAUUCAGUUUACUUUUCACAUUCAAGUAUUGGUUGGAUUACAUUUCAUAUGGGUUUAAUUGGAUCAUUAGCACUUGGAAAUACAUUUGUAAUGUUUGAAGGUGGUAUUACAAAACCAAUUCAUUAUGAACAUUAUUUAUGGGCAACUAUUGAAAAACAUAAAAUCAACACAUUUUUAACAUUGGCAAAAACAAUAAGAUACCUUAUAAAGAAUGAUCCGGGAGCUACUAAUAUAAAUUCAAAAUAUGAUUCAUCAAGUUUACUUUCAAUUUGGAUAGCAGGUGAAGUUAUUGAACAAUCAAUUCCUGAAUAUAUUGAAAGUAAAUUAAAAUGUUGUUCCGGAAAUGUAUAUGGACAAACUGAAGGUGGUUGUAUAUCAUUAUUUAAUUGUAAAAGAAUAUAUAAUAAACAGUAUAAUACACUAAUUAAUCCAACUCCAUUUUUAAAACCAUCAAUAUUUUCAGAGGAUGGUAUUGAAUUACCGGAUAAUCAAGUCGGUGAAAUUGUAUUCAAGUUACCAAUGCCACCAAGUUUUGCCACAACAUUUUAUAAAAAUGAAUUACUUUAUAAAAAGAUUUUCAAUAAAUUUCCAGGUUAUUAUAAUAGUGGUGUUAUAACAUUUAAAAAAGAAAUUGACUAUUAUGGUAUUGUUUCAAGGGCAGAUGAUCAAAUUAAAAUUGGUGGCUUUAAAGUUGAUUUAAAUCAAAUUGAAACAUCAAUUUUAAAACAUCCAUUAGUUUUAGAAUGUUGUUCAAUUGCUAUAUAUCAUCAAGAUUUAAAAAAUGUUCCAAUUGGAUUAUUAGUUUUAAAACAACAACAACAACAACAACAACAACAACAACAACAACAACAACAACAACAACAACAACAACAACAACAACAACAACAACAACAACAACAACAACCAGAUAAUUCAUCAUCAUCAUUAUCAUUAUCAUUAAUUGAUUUAAAAAAUCAAAUCAAUAAAAUUAUUAAAAAUGAUAUGGAUUUUUAUUCAGAAUUAACAAAAAUUAUAAUUGUUCCUCAACUACCAAAGACAAAAAGUGGUAAAAUUCCAAGAUCGAUAGUUUCAAAGUUUUUAAAUGAACCAAAUUAUCAAUUACAUGAAUCAUGUGAUCAUGAAGUUUUUUACUUAAUAAAAGAGUUAUAUGUAGAAAAUAAUUAG